Molecule: messenger RNA, 1449 nt
Organism: Sarcophilus harrisii (Tasmanian devil)
Lineage: Eukaryota; Metazoa; Chordata; Mammalia; Dasyuromorphia; Dasyuridae
Gene: ESD
Product: esterase D
Exons: 10
Coding region: 182-1030 (282 amino acids)
Biological process (GO): formaldehyde catabolic process
Cellular component (GO): cytosol
Molecular function (GO): S-formylglutathione hydrolase activity
Source: RefSeq, a predicted model, not a curated record
GAGGCAGCCUGGAAAGGAUAGAAGAGGAGGGAAGUGGGAGGCCGAGCUAGGGCUUUCGUCCCGCCCCUUCCUCCGUCUAUCUCCCCUCCCCUUGUCGUCUCCUCCGCCGCUUACACUGACCCAGGAUCAUACAUCAUCUGUCAGUCAUCUUGUAUCAGUAAGUGGGAAUAGCAAAAAAAUUAUGGCUUUGAAACAGAUUUCGAGCAACAAGUGCUUUGAAGGAUUUCAGAAAGUAUAUGAGCAUGACAGUGUAGAGCUUAAAUGCAAAAUGAAAUUUGGAAUCUACUUACCACCAAAGGCAGAAACUGGAAAAUGUCCUGUACUUUACUGGCUGUCUGGUUUAACUUGCACAGAACAAAAUUUUAUCACAAAAGCUGGUUAUCACCAAGCUGCAGCAGAACAUGGCCUCAUUGUGGUUGCACCAGACACCAGUCCACGUGGUUGCAAUAUUAAAGGAGAAGAUGAUAGCUGGGAUUUUGGUACUGGUGCUGGUUUUUAUGUAAAUGCCACUGAAGAACCUUGGAAAACCAACUAUAGGAUGUACUCUUAUAUAACAGAUGAGCUGCCCAAGCUGAUAAAUGCCAAUUUUCCAGCUGACCCUGAGAAGAUAUCUAUUUUUGGACAUUCUAUGGGAGGCCAUGGAGCUCUGAUUUGUACUUUGAAGAAUCCUGGAAAAUACAAAUCUGUGUCAGCAUUCUCUCCAAUCUGCAAUCCAAUUCUCUGUCCUUGGGGUAAAAAGGCCUUCAGUGGAUAUUUAGGAUCAGAUAAAAGUAAGUGGGAGGCAUAUGAUGCUACUCAUCUUGUGAAGUCUUAUCCAGAUUCUAAGUUGGACAUAUUAAUUGAUCAAGGAAAGGAUGACCAAUUCCUUAAAGAUGGGCAGUUACUUCCUGACAACUUUAUAGCUGCCUGUGCAGAACGGAAAAUUCCAGUUGUUUUUAGAUUGCAAGAGGGAUAUGAUCAUAACUACUACUUCAUUGCAACUUUUGUUAAUGAUCACAUCAGACAUCAUGCAAAAUACUUGAACGCAUAAAGCUUCCUAUACAAGUUAAUUUCACAAUAUAAAUGUUACCAUGUAAACUAAACUUUUGAAAAGAUAGAAUUAUACAUGAAAAAUUACUGCUUGUGAACAUUACUUCUAAUUUUCAUCUUAAGUUCUAAGGCUAAGCAUAUUCUGAAUAAAUUUAUACAAUCAAGCAGUCUGAUUCCUUUUUGUUUCCCCUAAGUACCCUGAGAGAAGACAUGUCAUAACCUGAGGACAUUUUGAAAUCCUUGUAAAAUCAAGUUUAAAGAAUCACAGAAUAUGUAAAUGACCACAGUUGACUGUAAAGAAAACAGUGAUUCAGAUGUUCUUGGGGACUUAAAGUUGUUGGGUUUUGGGUGUAUCAGUUCUUAGAGAACUAAAUUAUGAAAUUUUAUCUCAGUAACUGAAUAAAGAGACAGUCUAUUGAC